Molecule: messenger RNA, 1002 nt
Organism: Scutellospora calospora
Lineage: Eukaryota; Fungi; Glomeromycota; Glomeromycetes; Diversisporales; Gigasporaceae
Source: the annotation of a GenBank genome assembly
AUGACUUUCCGAACUCUCACAGACGAAGAUAUUUCAAUUCAAGAUAAUGCUAUUCGCGGAACUAAUGAGGAUGCAGCUAUGAGUAAAUUGUCCUCUGUAAAUACAGGAUAUAUUCAAGAUGAGUAUAUAAAGUAUUUUCUCAAAAGACCUACCAAGAGAUCGCCUAUUAUUAAUAUAGGAUCAUAUGUACGUAAUAAAGGACUAGAUACUCUGAUAAUAAAAUUUUUGGAAAUUGAAGAUGGAAAGAAACAAAUAGUAUCACUUGGUGCUGGAUCUGAUACGCGAUAUUUUAAUUUAAAGUCAUCAUCGCGAAAAUUUCAUAAAUAUUUUGAAAUUGAUUUUCCCGAAAAUACUGCAAAAAAAGUUGCAAUUAUUCAAACAAAUAAAGAAUUAUCAGAAAUUAUUGGUGAUGAUGCUCGAAUAGGCUCUGAGAUUUAUGCAUCGGAUUAUUGUUUGUUAUCAGGAGAUCUUCGUGAAUUUAUCGAAGAUUUAGUGCCAAGGUUAGAGUCCAACGGAUUUGAUCGAAGUCUUUCAACAUUAUUCUUAUCUGAAUGCGUGAUGAUAUAUAUGGACCCAAUGGAUUCUAAUAAAAUUGUGGAAUGGAUUGGUACCAAUCUAAAUACAACAAUGUUUAUAGUUUAUGAACAAAUUUUGCCAAAUGAUGCUUUUGGAUCUAUAAUGUUACAAAAUAUAAAACUUCGAAAUAUAGAACUUCGCGGAAUACAUGCUUAUCCUAAUCUAGAAAGUCAAAAAGAUAGAUAUUUAUCACGCGGAUGGAUACAUGCUGAAGCUGUCGAUAUGAAUGAAGUUUAUGAUCUUUAUAUAGAUCCAAAGGAACAUAUUAGGAUCUCAAAAUUGGAAAUGUUAGACGAACUCGAAGAAUGGCAUCUUCUUGCAUCUCAUUAUUGCAUUGCUUGGGCUUAUAAAGUCACGACUGAAUCACAAAAAGUGUUGUAUGAUUCCGUAAAAUUCGAAAAUUAUAAAAAUAAGAGACCAUAUUAA